AUGUCGGACACCAUGUCGCAACGCAAAAAGAGUCUUAUUGCGAUUAAUCAAAGGAGACAGUCGACAGUGGCCAAGGCGGCCGUGUUGUCGUCGGCGAUGUUGGCGCGCAAGAAUUCGUCGUCGCGUGGUGGCGUUGGCGGUGGUGGUGGCGGUAGUGGUGGCGGUUCGGCGGCGUUUGGCGCCCGCGAGAGCAUCGCCGCCAUCUCGGAUAUGCUGAGCACGCAGAGCAAAAAGCCGAUCAGAAGCAGCUAUGUUGAAAGCGAGCGGCUUGAGACGGCGCUCAAAAUCGCGUGCACGAUUUCAAUGAUCACGGUAUGCCUACACACACCGCGGACCAUCGAAAUUCUGCCGCCGUUGGAUUUCAUAAUACUGAUAGCCGAUUUGGUGUCCGUCUCGAUUUUUAUGAUUGACGCCGUUCUCAGAAUCCAUUAUGAGCGAAUUUUCCAGUGUGAUUCUUCAUAUUUAACCAACCGCUGGUCGCAAUUUUCCGUUUUUAUGUCACUUAUUCACCUUGCUUCAUUUUUAUUGCACGUUUAUCAACUUUUAGACUCGUUUUUCCCAUUUUUGGGCCUUGGUUAUCGUCAAUGGUUCGGUGUUAUCCGCUCAAUUCGACCUUUCAUAAUUAUUCGAAUGAUUCCUCUUAUUGUCAAAUUCAAAUUGCCUAAAAAUCGGAUAGAGCAGCUUUUAAAGCGAUCAUCUCAACAAGUCAAAAAUGUAACAUUAUUCUUCGUUUUCUUCAUGACGCUCUACGCAAUAUUCGGAAUUCAAUUAUUCGGAAGAAUGGAUUACCACUGCGUUCAGCCGAAUACCGAUCCAAAUAACGUCACCAUCAUGGAUCUCGCCAUUCCGGACACAAUGUGUGCGCCCAACGGAAUUGGCGGCUAUGAGUGCCCGCCGCCAAUGGUGUGCAAACAGUUGAAUCUCAACGCCAAGGGCGAAGGCUUUUAUGGGAUGUUCAAUGAUUUCGGAGCCAGCGUCUUCACCGUCUAUCUAGCAGCUUCAGAAGAAGGCUGGGUGUACGUCCUCUACGAUUGUAUGGACUCCCUACCAUCAUAUCUAGCCUUCUUAUAUUUUUGCACACUGAUUUUCUUCCUAGCAUGGCUAGUAAAAAACGUGUUCAUCGCCGUCAUCACCGAGACAUUCGCGGAGAUUCGCGUGCAAUUCAGCGAAAUGUGGCAAAAGAAGGAAAUGACGCUGGAUGAAGAAUUCCGAAAGCGAUUAGAAAAAACUGAAGACGGUUGGCGGUUGAUUCGUCUCGAUGGUGAGGUUGAGACUCAAGGGCCCAAGCAGAAGCUUCAGCUGAUGCUCCGAAGUGUCUACUUCCAAUGCUUCGUCAUCAUUUUCGUGGUGCUGAAUGCAAUCGCGAACGCCAUGAUCGUUUACAAGCAUGAUCAUACGGAUAAGAUUAGGAAACAAUAUUUGUAUUAUGUCGAGGUUGGCUUCACAAUUCUAUUCAACGUCGAAUGCAUCAUCAAAAUUCUGUGCUACGGCUUUCGCAAUUUUUUCCGACGCGGAAUCUUCAAAUUCGAGCUCAUUUUGUGCGUCGGCAGCUCGCUGAACAUCGUGCAAUUCUUCUACGAGCGCAAUUAUUUCACCUACUUCCAAACGUUUCGCCUCCUUCGUCUCAUCAAAGCGUCGCCGAUUCUUGAGGAUUUCGUCUGGAAGAUUUUCAGCCCUGGCAAAAAGUUGGGCGGUCUUGUGAUAUUCACAAUCGCGUUCAUUUGCUGCUGCUCGGCGAUCUCGCUGCAAUUGUUCUACGCGGUGCCAAAUUUGCAUCAUUUUCGCACGUUUCCGCAGGCAUUCAUGUCCAUGUUCCAAAUCAUCACCCAAGAAGGUUGGACCGAUUUUGUCGUCGAGGUCCUACGGGCCACCGAUGACAAUAUGGUCCCAUUUGUUGCGUUAUAUUUUGUCGCGUACCAUCUCUUUGUGACAUUGAUUGUGUUGAGCUUAUUCGUCGCUGUCAUUCUGGAUAAUUUGGAAAUGGACGAGGAGCUGAAGAAGGUGAAGCAGUUGAAAGCUCGAGAGGCCACCACAUCAAUGCGAUCGACACUGCCAUGGAGGUUGAGGGUUUUCGAGAAAUUCCCGACGAGACCUCAAAUGUCGGCGAUGAAGAGGUACGGUAUUUGUGGAAGUUUUUUUUUGCAAAACAAAAUCAUUUCUGAAAGCCAUUGCAGAGCUGACAGCGAUUUUCCAAUGCCGAAAGUUCGCGGGAGCUUCACCCAUCAAUUCGCCGGCGAGCAAUGCGUCGAAGCCACAGAGACAAUUGAGCAUGAACCCGACACUCUUAAGCGGAUAUUGCCGAUAUCGGCGAAUUGCAAACGAAAUCUGUUUCGCGACGAGCUCUCAUUCCGCCAUAUUGGCGGCACAUCGCUACGGUGCAGCCUCAACAAUCUUCUCGAGGAGUCGGACCGCAAUCGGCAAUCGUUGUCCAACUCGUUCUCGUUUCUGCCGACGUUCACGCGAUCAUCGGGAAGCUUGUAUCCGCGCAAAGACGCACUACCGAAAUCGCGAUCGAUGACUGGAAAAUUCCUGCAGACGGCGAUUCGCAAUAAGCAGUACAACAUGUAUAGCGAGAAUGGCGAUCUCGCGCGACCAUCCGACUCGGCGCCGAAGAAGAAUGCGAAGCAGGGCGAGAUUGAUAUUCGCGCUUUGCAGCAGAAGAGGCAACUUGCCGAGAUCACGAGAAAUCGAAUCGAGGAAGACAUGCGCGAGAAUCAUCCGUUCUUCGAUCGCCCGCUUUUCGUUGUGGGACGCGCGUCGCAAUUGCGCGAGUUUUGUAAAAAGAUCGUCCAUUCGAAAUACGACAGCCAGGAUGAUGGAGUCAAUGGAUCGAGUAAAACGAAUCAGAGCUUCAAGGAGAUUCGAGCGUUUAUUGGGAUCAUGCCUUAUAUCGAUUGGGCGAUGGCUACCGUGACCAUUCUUUCUUGCAUUUCAAUGCUGUUUGAGAGCCCGUGGCCGACAACAAAGGAGAAUUUGGUUAUGUAUAAUUUCUACCUGCAGAUCGCUGACUACAUGUUCGUGUUGGCGAUGACAUUUGAACUUUGCGUCAAAAUCAUUGCGAAUGGGUUGUUCUUCACGCCGAAGGCUGUCGUCAGGGACGUUGGCGGUGUGAUGACGUUGUUCAUUUAUUUUACAAGCUUGAUUUUCCUUAUAUGGAUGCCGAAGAAUGUUCAAAUCAAUAGUCUCGCUCAAUUUUUGCUCAUUUGCAGAGCGAUGCGGCCGUUGAGGAUUUACACACUUGUUCCGCACAUUCGCCGCGUUGUUCUCGAGUUCUUUCGCGGAUUCAAAGAGAUUCUACUCGUCACGAUACUCAUGAUCGUCGUGAUGUUCAUUUUCGCCAGCUUCGGCGUCCAGAUUGUCGGCGGCAAAUUGGCGGCGUGCAACGAUCCGACGAUAACGAGCCGCGAGAAUUGCACGGGUGUGUUCUGGCAGAAGAUCUUCGUCACGCGUCUCGAAGUGUACGGAAAAGAUUCGGAGAGUAUGCAUCCGAAGAUACUCGUGCCGCGAGUGUGGACGAAUCCGAGGAACUUCAAUUUCGAUCACGUCGGCAACGCGAUGCUCGCUCUGUUCGAGACGUUGUCGUACAAAGGAUGGAACGUGAUCCGAGACAUUCUAUCGACGCGUCAUGGACCGUGGGCGGUGGUUUUCAUUCACAUCUACGUCUUCAUUGGAUGCAUGAUCGGACUCACGUUGUUCGUUGGCGUCGUCAUUGCGAACUACACGCAGAAUCGGGGUACUGCGCUUCUCACCGUCGAUCAGCGUCGUUGGCACGAUCUGAAAGCCCGUCUGAAAAUGGCGCAGCCUCUACACGUGCCGCCGAAACCGUCGGAAUCGGCGCGUCUCCGCACGAUAUUCUAUGAGUUGACGAUGAGUCGCGGAUUCAAUCAGACGUUCGCGCUUCUUGUCGUCCUCAACAGUUUCACGCUGGUGAUACCGUGGAACGUCGAGGAGGAGUCGCUUCGGUCGACAUAUGUGUUCAUUGUGACCGCCGUCAGCGCGUUCAUCAACAUUCUGUUCUGCGUUGAGAUCAUUCUCAAAAUCGUCGCCUACACGUUCUCCGGAUUUUGGCAAUCGCGACGGAAUCGCGUUGAUCUACUCAUAACAGUGUUCGGUGUGAUUUGGAUAUUCCUCCAUUUCUUCGUCGCGCUUCCGUCGUCGAAAAUUGACGUCGAUGUUCAGGUGGAGUUUAAGAAGGCCACCUACACGUUCGGCUAUCUUGUGGUGAUAUUGCGCUUCUUCACAAUUGCAAGUCGCAAUUCGACGCUGAAAAUGCUGAUGUUGACGGUGGUGAUGAGCAUGUUCCGCUCGUUCUUCAUCAUCACCGCCUUGUUCCUGUUGGUGUUGUUUUACGCCUACACCGGCGUCAUUCUAUUCCCGAUGGUCAAAUAUGGAAUGGCUGUGAGCAAGCACGUCAACUUUCGAACGGCUUCCGAAGCGCUGGUCGUUCUGUUCCGAUGUCUGACCGGCGAGGAUUGGAACGACAUAAUGCAUGAUUGCAUGAGAAGCGCCCCAUUCUGCUAUUGGUCGGAAGGCAUGAACUAUUGGGAGACGGAUUGCGGCAACUAUUACGGUGCAAUUAUAUACUUCUGCUCAUUCUACCUCAUCAUCACCUAUAUUGUUAGGAAUCUUCUUGUUGCUAUCAUUAUGGAGAACUUCUCGUUGUUCUACUCGUCUGAAGAAGACGCGCUUCUUAGCUACGCCGACAUUCGCAAUUUCCAAUAUGUCUGGAACAUGGUGGACCGCGAGCAGAAGCGGACGAUUCCCGUCGAGCGCGUCAAAUUCCUUUUGAGACUUCUCAAGGGAAGGCUGGAAGUUGAUCCCGAGAAGGAUCGGAUUCUGUUCAAACACAUGUGCUAUGAAAUGGAGCGUCUUCAUAAUGGCGAGGAGGUCUCGUUCCAUGACGUCCUUUAUAUGCUUUCCUAUCGAUCAGUGAACAUUCGAAAAUCGCUGCAGCUCGAGGAGCUUCUUCAGCGCGAAGAGCUGGAAUUCAUAAUCGAGGAGGAGGUGGCGAAGCAGACGAUUCGGACAUGGCUUGAAGGAUGCCUUCGGAAGAUGCGCAAUCCGAGCCAGAAGGAUUUGCAAUUCGAUUCGAUUGUCUCGCACACGAUACCGCACUCGUCGGGCCACUCGUCGAUUUCGCACGAUGAAACGCAACGGAUUCGUUUCGGCGUUGAGAAUCGCGAGAGUCUCGACGUCGACGCCUCGGAGAGCGGCGACGACGAGUCGCCGCCACCUCCGACGAAUCGAAAGAAGUCGGCGGUGAAGAAUCGACGGGGUAGUAUUCCGGACGGAGGUAAGUUCCAGGAGGCGGCUCGGAAGUUUAUGGUGGGAAGCUCGAGCGAGAAGAAGGCGUUCGUGAAGUCGUCGCGUUCGCCGGAAAUGGUGCAGUUGUUGCCGAAGCGAUGCGCAUCGGAGACUCGCAAGACAUCGACGCUCACGCCGACGCAACUCAAGAGUUUCCAUCUAAAUGUCUACGAUUUGCCGGAUGUUGAAGAGCGAGGAGAGGAGUCGCCGUUUUCGCCGAAACGGAUUGCCGAUGAGCUCGGCGAUCAUACGCCGGUGGCGAUCAGCCCGUCGAAUCCGAUCUCGUCGACGCACGCGAGUCCGCGUCAGAUGCCCGCCGAGACGACGAAAGACAUCGAGAAAUGGUGGAAUUUAUUGAAUGAUUGA
Caenorhabditis bovis is the source of this 5670-nucleotide messenger RNA. Lineage: Eukaryota; Metazoa; Nematoda; Chromadorea; Rhabditida; Rhabditidae. The record is from the annotation of a GenBank genome assembly.